GCAGGGAUGUGGUUUGCAAGAGGAAGUAAAACUGUUUGUUGACAUUGUUGUAAUGUGAUAUGUGUUAUUUUGGAAUGGCUUGUGAAGCAACAGAAGCACCUCUUGUUCUAAUCCAGCAGAUUAUCUUACUCAAGAAGAAGUUUGGAAGGACGUUUAACCAAGGCAUCUUAAGUUUUUAUCAAGCAAGAGCUGAUAAUCAAAAGGAUACCAGAUUCACAAACUUAAUAGCAACAGUCAGUGGAGAAGAAUGCAAAGGAAACCGUGUUUAUUGGCAUUGCACACAAGAUACCAGUACAACUUGUGUUCCAUGCCUUGAAUCAACUUACACUGAUCACCCCAAUGGCCUUAUUCAAUGUCUUUCCUGCUCUGUGUGUGAUGCAGGUAAAGGUUUAAGAGCACGGAAGUCCUGCACACACACUGCUGAUGUACUUUGUGAACCACAGGAAGGAUUUUACUGCAUUGACAAAAAUAAAUACAGCUGUACAUUAGCAGUGAAACAUUCAGAAUGUCGUCCUGGACAAUAUAUUAAACAAGCCGAUGUAACAUUAAGGGGCUUAUAGAAAUAAAAGCAGGAACAACUUCAACUGAUGCGGAAUGUGUGAAAUCUUCCCCAGUUGGUCUUGUAAUUGGAGUUACAGUUGGUGUGCUUUUGAUGGCUGUUUUUAUGGUUUUGCUUAUAUAUUG
Molecule: messenger RNA, 684 nt
Organism: Triplophysa rosa
Lineage: Eukaryota; Metazoa; Chordata; Actinopteri; Cypriniformes; Nemacheilidae
Product: tumor necrosis factor receptor superfamily member 14-like
Exons: 5
Coding region: 60-560 (166 amino acids)
Biological process (GO): positive regulation of T cell migration; immune response; defense response to Gram-positive bacterium
Cellular component (GO): external side of plasma membrane; membrane
Molecular function (GO): protein binding; transmembrane signaling receptor activity
Source: RefSeq, a predicted model, not a curated record